Molecule: messenger RNA, 1519 nt
Organism: Sorghum bicolor (sorghum)
Lineage: Eukaryota; Viridiplantae; Streptophyta; Magnoliopsida; Poales; Poaceae
Product: dof zinc finger protein DOF3.4
Exons: 1
Coding region: 198-1142 (314 amino acids)
Biological process (GO): regulation of DNA-templated transcription
Molecular function (GO): DNA-binding transcription factor activity; DNA binding
Source: RefSeq, a predicted model, not a curated record
UCUACCACAACUAACUUUAGGCAAGUGUGGCAAGCCACAAAAAGUGUGGCUAACAAAUUGGUUGCCACACUUUGCCAUGCCUAAAGGAAUCUUGCCACACUUUUUAACUCUAUGACAUGUGGAGUCCAAAAGAAUCAUGCCUAAGCUUAAUUGUGAACCAAACACUUGCCAACUUGGUCAAACUUGACUAAGGUAAAAUGUGGCAAAUUGUGGCUAGCAACCAAACAGCCCCUCAAUCAGACACGCACCCGUCUCCGCUUUGUCUUCUUCCUCACCCUUCCUCCCGCCUCCAGCCUCCCCUACAAAUUGCCUCGCCUAUCCAUUGUCGCCGGCCCACUCCCUCCCUGCACAGUUGCACUUGCCACAGUAUCCACCAACAACUGCUUGUACGACGAUCUUGGCUACCUAGCAACAGCAAACAGGAGAGGGACGGGAUGGUUCGCUCCGCUGCUGCCAUGGAGGCGGGCCAGGUACCGGACGGGAGGGCUCUGAUGGCGGCCGUCACCACCACAGGCGGCGGUGGGCGGGAGCCGGAGGGCCUGCCGUGCCCGCGCUGCGAGUCCGUCAACACCAAGUUCUGCUACUACAACAACUACAACCUCUCCCAGCCGCGCUACUUCUGCAAGACGUGCCGCCGCUACUGGACGCGCGGGGGCGCGCUCCGCAACGUCCCCGUCGGCGGCAACACCCGCAAGGCCACGCCCGCAACCGGCCGCCGCAAGCGCUCCACUCCAGCUCCCGUCAACGUCACCGUGCCGGCGCCCGCGACCGCGUCGCCUCCGCCUCCGCCGGCGCUCCACGGCGGCUCGCUGCUGCGCCCGUACGGCGGCGGCGGCGGCAGCGGCCUCCUGUCGUUCGCCGCGCCGGCCCUGGCGUCGCCGCUCGCCGCCGCGGACCCGGACCGCCGGCUGCUCGACUUCGGCGGCAGCUUCACCUCGCUGAUCGCGCCCGGGGUGGCGGACGUCGGUGUCCACUUCUCCGCCGGGUUCCUGAUGGGCGGGCUCGCGCCGGCGGCCCUGCCUCGCGCGCCUGGCUCUGUCGCUGCUCUGCCGCCACCGCCACCGCAGCAGCAGCCCACGGUGUCCCAGGCGUUGCCCGAGGGCAUGGUCUGGAGCAUGGGGUGGCCGGACCUGUCCAUCUAAGAGCUCCAUCUCCCUCCGCCGGCGCGCGCGCAGUGCAUCGUCCACCAUCGGUGGCCGGCGAAUGACUGCUACUGCAUCAUCGCUAAUCUAGCCUCUUCUGUUUUCUCUUUUAGCUGUUUCCAUUAACAGUAGACUGUAGCAGUGCACCAAGGUGGUGAUCUUUUUGGGAGUUUAAAGUCGUUUUUAGGGAUCAGGAAAGAAAGUUGUAGUUGAGUCAGGAAGGAACUGUGAGAGAGUGAUCUGCUCAGGAUGUCACGAGACUCUGCAUGCAUGAUGCUUGGUUGCCUGCAUGAGCAUGACCAAUCGGUGGAACUGGCAUCUUACCAUGAGCAUGCAGAUUGUUUUUUUGGAUCGGAAAUGAUGAGCUGAUUGGUGCA